GUAUAUUGGAAAACACAUGUGGAAGUGACCACUUUUCCCCUCACUCGAUAGCUUUUGGCCUUUUACCUCUUUAAUUACUUUCCCCAUCACCCACCCUCUCCUUUUUUCUUCCUUGUUCAAAAAGAAACCAUUUCUCUCUCCCUUCAAAACCUCCAUCCACACCCCAAGUCCCCAACACUCACCACCAACAGUCUCUAAAAUUCUCUGAAACUCAAUUUUCUCUCUCCUCCCAAAAUGUUCAGAAACCAGUACGACACCGACGUAACAACAUGGAGUCCCGCAGGCCGACUCUUCCAAGUAGAGUACGCCAUGGAAGCAGUGAAGCAAGGUUCUGCAGCAAUUGGGCUCCGAUCUAAGACUCAUGUUGUUCUAGCUUGCGUUAACAAGGCUCAAUCUGAACUUUCCUCGCACCAGCGCAAGAUCUUUAAGGUUGAUGACCAUAUUGGCGUCGCCAUUGCUGGGCUUACUGCUGAUGGCCGUGUUUUGUCGAGAUAUAUGAGAUCCGAAUGCAUUAAUUAUGGCUUUACUUAUGAGUCUUCUCUUCCUGUUGGUCGCCUUGUUGUCCAACUCGCUGAUAAGGCUCAGGUUUGCACACAACGUUCCUGGAAGCGGCCUUAUGGUGUUGGUCUGUUGGUAGGUGGUUUGGAUGAAUCUGGAGCUCAUCUUUACUACAACUGUCCAAGUGGAAAUUACUUCGAGUAUCAGGCUUUUGCUAUUGGGUCACGUUCACAGGCUGCAAAGACAUACUUGGAACGCAAAUUUGAUACGUUUGAUGGUGCUACACGGGAUGAGCUGAUUAAACAUGCACUAUUUUCCAUAAAGGAAACAUUACAGGGUGAGAAGCUCACUAGCUCUGUAUGCACAAUUUCUGUUGUAGGAGUCGGGGAACCAUUCCAAACAUUAGAUCAGCAGAUGGUCCAGGACUUGAUUAACUCAUUCGAGACAGUAGAGGAAGAAGCCCCUGCCGCUGAAGAAGCAGAUGCUGCUCCAGAGGAGGCGGCUGCUGCAGUUGCCGACCAAGGUGCAUCAGAUGAGGGUGCUGCUCCUAUGGAAGAAUGAAGAUACUAAAAUCUCUAGGGUUUCCAUGAGCCCUUCUGGCAUUGGACUGAUAAGAGGACUAGUUAGGAUGUUGAAUGUGAUGAUUAUCAGUUAACUAUCUUCUAUCUUUGCUGAAUAUUCUUUUUAUGCAUCUUUUAGCUUCAUUUUAUGAAUGCCAAAUAUCUCGAGUGGUAGCCCCUUCUCCCCUAGUCUUAAACUUGGAAGUAUGAUUUGUGGAAAAGUCACCGCAUUUGCUUGCUGGUUUUAUUUGUC
Messenger RNA from Spinacia oleracea (spinach), 1311 nucleotides. RefSeq names its product proteasome subunit alpha type-1-B. Gene Ontology annotation, cellular component: proteasome core complex; proteasome core complex, alpha-subunit complex. The record is from RefSeq and is a predicted model, not a curated record. NCBI's taxonomy places the organism in Eukaryota, Viridiplantae, Streptophyta, Magnoliopsida, Caryophyllales, Amaranthaceae. Gene Ontology annotation, biological process: ubiquitin-dependent protein catabolic process. The coding region runs from base 235 to 1059 and encodes 274 amino acids. The transcript has 2 exons.